AUGGCUCCUGCCACUUCAGAUGGACCUGGUGCAAGGGUAUUUGGUAUACCUCGGAGAACACUAGGAAUAAUCCUCCUCCUGGUGGUAGUUGUCCUCUGGACAACUUCGAAUUUCCUCGGAAGCACAAUAUUCGCCGAUAGAACGUACCCCAAACCCUUCUUUGUGACUUAUACAAACACUUCGAUGUUCAUGCUGCCCCUCUUUACAAUCCUUAUCCGGCGGACAUGGGGUCUCUGGCGCCAGGGCAGACUUUCCCAGAUUACUUCGUUCAAGAGUUUGUUGCGACACUUGGAUUCGCAUGAUCCCAAGGCUGAGGAGGAGAGUAUAUUGCGUGGUGACUCCGAUGAGGAAGGUGCGCGGUUGAGACGUCCUAGUCACGAUGCCUCGAAUGCCAAGUUGGGGUUGAAGGCUACGGCUAAAUUGAGUGUUCAGUUUUGUAUGCUUUGGGCAAACUACUUUGCCAUGGCGUGUCUUCAGUUCACUACCGUUGGCAGUACAACUAUUUUGACUUCCACUAGUGGUGUUUGGACUCUGAUCUUCGGUGCUGUUAUUGGCGUUGAGAAAUUUACGGCUCGCAAAUUCUUGGGUGUCAUCGCUUCAUUGAUUGGCAUUAUCUUGAUUUCGCGCGUCGACCUCACCAAGUCUGACGACGCAGGCGCAGCCUCAGACGGUAGCGAGGGCUCAUUCCCGCACAAGUCGUCUGGAGAAAUUGCUCUGGGAGACGCUAUGGCUGCUUUCAGUGCCAUCAUGUAUGGUCUUUACACCAUCGUGAUGAAGAAGCAAGUAGGCGACGAGUCCAAGGUGGACAUGUCACUAUUCUUCGGACUAGUCGGAUUCUUCAACGUUGUCCUUCUUUGGCCUGGUUUCUUCCUUUUCCAUUGGACUGGAAUGGAACCUUUUGCCUUCCCAGAGACGAGCCGAGUUUGGACGAUCAUUCUGUCAAACUCGCUUGCAUCAUUCAUCUCUGACAUCUUCUGGGCUUAUGCCAUGCUCCUUACUACACCCCUUAUCGUGACAGUCGGUCUCAGUCUAACCAUUCCCCUUUCUUUGGUUGGACAGAUCGUCCUACAGGGUCAAUACGCUGGCGCAUUAUAUUGGGUUGGAGCAGCUAUUGUGUUCCUAUCAUUCUUGGUUGUCAACCAUGAGAGCAAGACGCAGGAUGAUCUUGCUAAUCCUAAUGGAGCAGGCGGGCCCUCUUCCAGUGAGUAUAGCAGCAUUCCUGUGGAGGAAGAGGAGAUGCGUUAA
Penicillium antarcticum is the source of this 1245-nucleotide messenger RNA. Its product is annotated as DMT family transporter. Lineage: Eukaryota; Fungi; Ascomycota; Eurotiomycetes; Eurotiales; Aspergillaceae. The coding region runs from base 1 to 1245 and encodes 414 amino acids. Gene Ontology annotation, cellular component: membrane. The transcript has 5 exons. The record is from RefSeq and is a predicted model, not a curated record. Gene Ontology annotation, biological process: regulation of peptide transport.